AUGACUGAUGUGAUAUUGAAUAUUGUUAAACUCUUUCUUAUUACACAGCCACCACUAAGACCAAUUGUCAAAGGUCAUUAUGAAGAAAUUGUUCAAACAAAAUCACCAGAAGAAUUAUUUAUUAUUAUGUUUCCAUUACAAAAUAAAUUCUUUCUUGAUGCAGACAUUCCUUUUGAAGAUAAAUUUAAAGCAAUUAAUUGUUGUAUUGAGGCAUUAAAACCUGAAAAAGCAGAAAGUAUAUUAAAAUUGAUUGAAAUUAAUUAUUCUUUAACAAACCACAAUGGUGUUAUGCCAAAAGAAUGUGUAGGUUUUAUCUCUGAAAUGCUAAAAGACAUAAGUGGCAUAAGACGGUCAGUUGAAACUUUAUUAAUUAAUAACUCUACUUCUUGGAAGGAGUUUCUUCAAACUCAUUUACAACGUACUCUUUAUUGCCAAGACUUUCUUAAAACACAGUCAGUCGUUCCUAUUGAAGUUCUUCUUGAACCUAUUGCUCCUCCAGCAGAAAUUGCUGAUAAACAAAUUAGACUUGAAUGGCAAAAAAAUCAAAUCAUGGAAUUGCUUCCUUUUGCUUCACAAGAAAAACUUAUAAAUAUUACAAAGCAACUCCAAGUUAUGGGUCAUAAAGAUACUUUAGAUUAUGAGUUUGAGAUUGAUAAAUUUAAUACUGAAGAGGUACAACAAUUCUUAAACAUAUUAUGUAAUUAA
Entamoeba nuttalli P19 is the source of this 705-nucleotide messenger RNA. RefSeq lists its product as hypothetical. NCBI's taxonomy places the organism in Eukaryota, Evosea, Mastigamoebida, Endamoebidae. The record is from RefSeq and is a predicted model, not a curated record. The transcript has a single exon. Bases 1 to 705 code for a protein of 234 amino acids.